CUAUCUGCGUCGGUCGCUGAUAAGAAAAUAAGCCAGAGGAGGCCAGAGUCAGCUAUCCAGCCAUUGUAAAGAUCCCUAAAGUCACGAGGAAAUGGGAGCAGGCUUGUCAGCUGAAGCCCGCAAACUUAUCUCGCUGUCGGAAGCAGGUGAUGUCGAGGCGCUGCAGAAGGAGCUCGAAUCUCUCCCUGAGGGCUCACUGAAGCCUUAUUUAGAUGCGAAUCCUCUGCAUAGCCCUGCCCAGCGGGGUUACGAAGCGGUCGUCAGGUUUCUCCUGGAGAAGGGGGCCCAAGUCAAUGAUAAAAACGACAAUGGUGAACGUCCUCUGCAUUGUGCUGUUCGAGGUGGUCAUGAUGCACUUGUCGAGUUGUUUUUAACGAAGGAUGCCAUCAAGAUAGAUGCUACGGAUGGAGAGGGUCGGACUCCACUGCACCGGGCCGCUGAAGCAGGUCACAGCAGGAUAGUAAAGAUGCUCCUCGCGAACGGUGCCAAUGUAAACGCCAGAAGAAAGGAUGGAUGGAGUGCACUCCACGAAGCCGCUUUCAAAGGACACUGGACGAUUCUGGAAGAACUCAGGUACCGGGGAGCUCAGGUGGGCCUGCUCAACAAAAACAACGACACGCCCCUUCACCUCGCAGCUUCGCAAGGCCACCCCCUCGCUCUCUUCACGCUACUGACGUUAGGCGCCUCGGAGUGGCAGAGGAAUAAGGAAGGAAAGACAGCCGCUGACCUAGCAACGGCGAUACGCACCGUUGGCGAAUAUGACAGGCUAUUAUCCCAAUGCAUCUCCAUUACAGAAGCAACGCAGAAGUGGGUUGCAGCAGAAAAGGAAAACAUCAAACUGCAAAAAGAAAACGAGAAUGUGCAGGAGAAACUUGAGCAGCGAAUGGAAGAAAUAGCUAGGAACGACGAAGUUAUAAGUACUCUGCAGAAGGAAAAGGGCGACUUGAUGGAAAUAAAUAGGAUGCAGGAAGCGAGGAACAAAUCGCUACAGGAAAAACUUGAGCAGCGAAUGGAAGAAAUAGCUAGGAACGACGAAGUUAGAAGUACUCUGCAGAAGGAAAAAGGCGACUUGACGGAAAUAAUCAGGAUGCAGGAAGCGAGGAACAAAUCGCUGCAGGAAAAACUUGAGCAGCGAAUGGAAGAAAUAGCUAGGAACGACGAAGUUAGAAGUACUCUGCAGGAGGAAAAGGGCGACUUGACGGAAAUAAUCAGGAUGCAGGAAGCGAGGAACAAAUCGCUACAGGAAAAACUUGAGCAGCGAAUGGAAGAAAUAGCUAGGAACGACGAAGUUAGAAGUACUCUGCAGGAGGAAAAGGGCGACUUGAUGGAAAUAAAUAGGAUGCAGGAAGCGAGGAACAAAUCGCUACAGAAGCAGCACAAAACCAAGGUAGCAGAAUUGAAGAAUAAAGACGCUGAACUCAAUGAAUUACGCGAACAGAUAAGAAGUGACCAAUCCGAAAUGCUAGAUCAGCAAGUGAAAUAUGUGGCUGUAGAAACAGAAUACGAAAAUCUACAGGAACGUGUCAAGUCUUUGGAGGUUCAUCUACAGGAAGAAAGGAGAAAGAACCAAAAACUGAAAAUGGACUUAAGAGAGAGGGAAGAUCAUCUCACGCAAACCGAGGAACAACACAUACAAAAGGUAAAAAAUCUUCGAAAAUCGCAGCGCAAAAAGGAGGAAGAAGCAAUUAAAGAGAAAAAAGAAAUGGAAAAAAAUCAGGCAGAGGAGACUGAGUUGCUGAAGGCAAAGUUAGAUGAGCGAGAACAGGAACUUAAGGAACUAAAUUCGCAACUGGAAGACUUAAAGAUGAAGGCCAAGGUAGAUGAGCGAGAACAGGAACUGGAAGACUCAAAGAUGAAGGCCAAGGUAGAUGAGCGAGAACAGGAACUGGAAGACUCAAAGAUGAAGGAACAACACAUACAAAAGGUAAAAAAUCUUCGAAAAUCGCAGCGCAAGAAGGAGGAAGAAGCAAUUAAAGAGAAAAAAGAAAUGGAAAAAAAACAGGCAGAGGAGACUGAGUUGCUGAAGGCCAAGUUAGAUGAGCGAGAACAGGAACUUAAGGAACUAAAUUCGCAACUGGAAGACUUAAAGAUGAAGGUCUCAUCGGAGCCGAAGAUAUCAAGCCCUUGCGUUCCCGUGACCUUGGAGGCGUAUUUACCACUCAGUCGUCCAGAGAGGAAGAUCAAGGCUAAAAGAACCUCAGACUUGAGUGAUAAGUCUAAACAAGCCUCAGGCGACGAUAACUCAGCAAGUAGGCAGGACCAAUCUCCGCAAGUAGCGAAGUUUCCAGAAGCCAAUGACGGGAUCAAUCUGCAACAAGCAGGUAGCGACGACUAUCCGCAUCAAACAGGUGGCCGCGACACUGACAACUAUCCACAAACAACAUUUACUGACAAGUAUCCACAAACAGCAUUUUCUAACAAGUAUCCACAAACAGCAUUUUCUAACAAGUAUCCACAAACAGCAUUUUCUAACAAGUAUCCACAAACAGCAUUUUCUAACACGUAUCAACAAACAACUUUUUCUAACACGUAUCCACAAAUAGCAUUUUCUAACAAGUAUCCACAAACAGCAUUUUCUAACACGUAUCAACAAUCAACUUUUUCUAACACGUAUCCACAAACAGCAUUUACUGACAAGUAUCCACAAACAGCAUUUACUAACAAGUAUCAACAAACAGCAUUUACUAACAAGUAUCCACAAACAGCAUUUACUAACAAGUAUCCACAAACAACAUUUACUGACAAGUGUCCACAAACAGCUGAAAAUAACAAAAAAUUACAUACAGCAGGCAGUGACAAAUAUCCACAAACAGAACACCUCAAUAACUACCCACGGACAGAAGACAACGGCAAGAAUCUUCAAACGCCAGACACCAACAAAUGUCCAAGGGGAGCAGGCAGGGGAAGGGGGCGGAGAAAAUCAGGCAAUAGGGGCAGGUUUAAUCAAGCAGCAGGCAUUAAUGAGUCUUCGCAAGCAGUAGGCAGAGGCAGACAUCCAGGAACAGUAGGCAGAAAUAGGGGUCGGAGAGCACCAAGCAAUGUUGACAACUCUCAGCAACCAACACAGAAUGAGUCGCCAGCCGUUGACAGUGGACGUGUUCAGUACCCUGCAAAUUUGAAUUCAAAUGAGAGUGACCAGUGAGUGAAUGAGCUAGUCAGAUACAGUAAAACCUGAGAAAACCGAACACCCAUGGGACUGUAAAAAAUGUCCGGUUUGGACAGUGAUCCGGUUUGGAGAGGGUGGUCUUUUAACACAGGCCGCCUAUUGAAAUGGGAAGGGACUGAGAAUAUCGUCCGGAAUGGACAGUGAUCCGGUUUUCUCAGGGUCCGGUUUUCUCAGGUUUUACUGUAUAUAAAGAGAUAGAGAGAUGAAGUAAGGUCGUAAUUUCAAAUUAUUGUAGAAAUAUCAUAUGGAUCACUAAUGUCACUAAUUGUUGUGUUGUCGAUUGUAGCGUUGUCGUCUGGUCGUGUGUGCCCGAAGCGCUGUUAAUAGUCUACGUUAAAACUGGAGGGUAGCUCUGACCGCUCGAUUUCAACUCCGUUUUCGAUCAAUUAUCAUCAAAUAAUUUUAUUGAUAGUAUUUUCACAUUAGAUCAUCUAUUAAUUUACCAUUUUCUUUAAUCUAAUUUCCAUUGUUCAAUUAUAUAAGUGUUAAUAUAUCUGUUCAUGCUCAUUAUACAGAUUUAUAUGUUUAUGUGUAUACCUUAUUUCACUAAAUAUAAUUAUAUGCUUUGUUGGUUAUUAUCUCUAUAUUUUAAAAAAAGCUGACUGGUUGGACUGCAGUAUAGGACCAUCAUACUUAUAUACUGGUUAACAAUUUAUUAAAUAAUCGGGAGUUACAAAGAAUUAUAUAUAUUUCACUCGUGCCACAAGAAAAUGUUUUUUGCUCUUCUUUCGUACUUUCGUACAUUACUCACCUCAUGUCUAUCCCUCUCUGAAGCUCUUGAUGAUUCAGACUUCCGAUGUUAACAAUUUAAGAUAAGAAAGAGGUAAAAUAAAUACCAUAAAUGUUGGUAUUACUGUUAUCACUAGCAUUAUUAUCGUUGUUAUGAUUAUCAUUAUCAUUGUUGAAUACAAUAAAGUUAAAUAGUGCAUUAAAAAAUACAUUACUCACCCCAUUAUCCCUCUCUGAACCUCCUAACAAUUUAGGCCUCCGAUGUUAACACUUAAAAAAAAAAAAAAAGUUACAGAUGAAAUAUUAUAUAGUUUAUUAGAGCUGUUAUAUAAGGAAAGAGGAAAUAGAACAAGAAACACAACGCAUCCUAUAGAAAAAAGGAGCUCAAAUUAAACCAAACACAGAAAGUAAAAGGCAAGUGAGCAUAAUUAAAAGUAUAUCAAAUAUGAAAUUACCUACAGAAGAAAAAUGAAUAGAUAAAAAUGAAUAAAUAGGCCAUAUAUAACGUAACUAAAACAAUUUAAAACAGAAACCUAAAAACAAGCUUACAAAACUUACAACAUAAUGAUAAAUCUAAUC
Messenger RNA from Penaeus indicus, 4474 nucleotides. RefSeq names its product ankyrin repeat domain-containing protein 6-like. The coding region runs from base 92 to 3142 and encodes 1016 amino acids. The record is from RefSeq and is a predicted model, not a curated record. Gene Ontology annotation, molecular function: protein binding. The transcript has 21 exons. Gene Ontology annotation, cellular component: cytoplasm. NCBI's taxonomy places the organism in Eukaryota, Metazoa, Arthropoda, Malacostraca, Decapoda, Penaeidae.